Molecule: messenger RNA, 840 nt
Organism: Periconia digitata
Lineage: Eukaryota; Fungi; Ascomycota; Dothideomycetes; Pleosporales; Periconiaceae
Source: the annotation of a GenBank genome assembly
ACAGACAGUUCGCAAACGAAUCCCGCAUUGAUCUGCGACCAUGUUUUCUAUCAGACCCCACAAUGUCUUUUUCUUGAUCUCUUUGGCUUUUUCGGUCUCUGCAACCCCCCUGCCACCAGUGGAGCCGUUUCCAGAGGUCAUACCUGGGCCUGGUCUCCCAUCUCUCGAAUCACUCAAUUUGACGUCCACCGAACUAUACACAAUGGAGCUUCCCAAUGAUGAAACGGCAAAACUUCCUGCCCAUGAAAGUCCUUGUGGCGGCACACAUUUGAAAGCACCUGUGAAAGGUGUCGUUGCAUGUAUGAACUACUUAUACAAGUUGGAAAGCACUAAUUGUGCGGUCGGAGCAUGGUUUGAUGCUGGCAAUUACAAUAUGGGUGUGACAGAGAUGUGCCGAGCCGGUAAUGCUCAUAUCACAGGAUCUGGGCAAAGGAGCCCAACGAAUAGCUACUGCUCAAACGUAGCGCGAACUGUGCACUAUAUCAUUGAUCGCUGUACUGAUGAACAAGGGUUAUCCGGAGGAGCUUGGUCAGUGGAUGAAAAUAAAGCCUUCACCGUCGCCGCUGUAAACCUCGAAACAUGGUAAAACAUGUGGUUUACACGGUCCUGUUUGUUUAUCAAGGUCAAGGAUAUUGCAUGUCGGGAUAUAUCAUCAAAUCCAAUCAUCUGCCGUAGAUCGUGGGGUUUAUCGAGUUUCGUCGUCGUUCUUGAACAGCAACGUUACCCAUCUAUCUUUUGUAUACCUGCUAUCGAGGUUUUUGUUUAGUCAUACUUCUAUUUUUCUUGCGGCUGCAAAUGAAGAAGGGGUGGAAGAGUUAAUUUCAAGGCCCACCGUUCACC